AUGUUUGAAAUGUCAGAAGAAGGGCAUUCCAUGCUCUGGCCAAGGCUUGCGCUGCCGAUUCAGCAGCCACAUGGCCACAGCGGCUUCGCCUGCCUCCAGGGCAAAGAAGAAGAGUGCAUCGCGAACAUCACAAUCACCCGUACCAUCGAACCCAUCUUCGUCUUCAUCAACACCAUGUAUCGCUUCCUCUCCUUUAACCUUAGGGUCUCUAGUGGACCCAGCCGUUCAAGAGACCAUGGCUUUGGUGCCGUCUGUGACCACAUAGCCCCAGUCAUGGUAGUCCUUGACUUCGCGGGAAACGGGUAUCGAGAUGUCAUCUUGCCCCUAGCUAUGCAGAAUGAUGUGCUUCGGCGAGCGAUAUCCGUCGUGGCAGCUUUUCAUCUGGCGCAAAAGGCCCCGCACCUACAACACACGGCUCUGGCAGGACACCAAGCCAUUGUGCAAAAGUUGAGGCGAGACUCCCUCAUGCUCCGCCCAGAUCAACUCUUCACGCCCUACACCUGGGCCACGAUUGUUGUACUUCUCGUCGGCGAGACGAUCACGGGGGCUGACAACUUUGUCUACCUGCUCGAGAUGCUCACAUGCCUGCGGCAGUCUCCUGAAGCUAUCGCGGCGCUGCCUCUCGCCCUGAGGGACUUUUUUGUGCAGCAGGUCAAAAUGUUCGAGUUGUUCGGCUUUCCAUUAUCGGAUGAGACAAAAGGCCUCGAUGUCUUGCAGAAACCGCCCGAUAACUACAUGGACUUCAUCGCCUAUCCAUCCCUUUCCCCCGGCUCCGAGCUCCAGUCCAACGUGCAGAUAAUGCGAGGCGCCAUCCGAGAUGCCUGUGAGCUUUACAGGAGGCGCGCCCUUUCCUCACCAUCAACAGAGGACUCGGUAUCACUCGUCGAGUGGCUUCGCCAACGAGUUCUCCCACUAGAUGCCCACACCCCCGGUGCACAUGCGCUAGUGUGGCCCUACUUUAUCGCCGCGGCAGAAAGCAGUAUUCCAGAGCACCGCGAGUUUUUCUCGGGGCGACUGAAAGACCUUCACCAGUUUACGGGAUUCGGCAGCAUCACUACCGCCCUACAGGCUCUGGAAACGAUAUGGGCCAUGCAAGGGAUCAAAAGAUGGACUGAGAUCAUGUCGAAAGACUUCCAUGUGCUCGUCAUGUAG
Verticillium nonalfalfae is the source of this 1152-nucleotide messenger RNA. RefSeq lists its product as uncharacterized. The record is from RefSeq and is a predicted model, not a curated record. Gene Ontology annotation, molecular function: transcription cis-regulatory region binding; DNA-binding transcription factor activity. Gene Ontology annotation, biological process: positive regulation of transcription by RNA polymerase II. The transcript is spliced from 3 exons. Lineage: Eukaryota; Fungi; Ascomycota; Sordariomycetes; Glomerellales; Plectosphaerellaceae. Gene Ontology annotation, cellular component: nucleus. Bases 1 to 1152 code for a protein of 383 amino acids.